AUGUUCUGCCAAUACAGGCCUUUCAAAUUAUGCACUAGGAUGGAGGGGGAAAAACACGGCGAGGAAAGAGUAUGCAGGGAAAAUAUGCAGGGAAAAAAUGGUAUCUUGUGGGCCAGAUUUGCGAAGAUGAAAUGUCAACUCGCCAUGCAUACACAAAACUGUCCACCCGCUGAAACGCUUGCAAUCCCCACGAACAAAAGAGGCAGGGACCAUCCAUGA
Molecule: messenger RNA, 219 nt
Organism: Penicillium robsamsonii
Lineage: Eukaryota; Fungi; Ascomycota; Eurotiomycetes; Eurotiales; Aspergillaceae
Exons: 2
Coding region: 1-219 (72 amino acids)
Source: RefSeq, a predicted model, not a curated record